Cylindrotheca closterium is the source of this 423-nucleotide messenger RNA. The record is from the annotation of a GenBank genome assembly. Lineage: Eukaryota; Bacillariophyta; Bacillariophyceae; Bacillariales; Bacillariaceae.
AUGAAGGAUAGAGUAAUCAUGCGCAUUUCGGGACCUGAAGUCAAUAUCUUCUUUGGGCUUGAUCCCAGGCUAAAGGAAUUUGUCACCGUCGUGAAGGGAAAGAAAGUGCUCUAUGUGGACAAUGAUAAGAUCAGUCAUGUGAAAUUGGAGGUUGUACAGGAUAUCAUUGGGAAGAUCAAAGCCAAGUUUGGAAAGAUGACGAACAAGUAUGGUGGAGAGCAUGAGUUUUUGGGAAUGAAGAUAAGCUACAAAGAUGACAAAGUAGAGAUCAGCAUGAAGAAGCAUAUUCUGAAAGCAAUUGAUAUGUUCAUGGAGGAUAUCAAUAGAGAGGCAACUUUGCCUGCCAAGGCUUAUCUGUUCGACGUGAGAGAAGUGGCAAAAGAUUUGAAAGGUCCGAUAGACUUGAAAAGAAUCAUUGGUUGA